AUGGCUGGCCCCACCAGGAUUGUCGAGCCUGUCGAGUACAACGUGCGUGAUUUGAUUAUCUAUGCGCUUGGCAUUGGCAGUGCAGAUCUUCGCUACAUUUAUGAGAAGCACGCUGACUUCGCGGCGUUUCCAACCUAUCCUGUGGUUUUGUACUACAAGGGAGUGUCCUAUGACGCGCUGCCAUUUCCUUCACCGAUUCUGGCGGCCUUCCCCAAUCCGCCCAUGCAAAAUGCCCGCGGCCCGCUGGACGCGGGCAUCACAGUGGAGCGCCUUGCGGAGAUCCCGAAGCAGGGAGCCCGCCUCAAGCUGGCCGGAGGCGCCGUCAGCGCCCACAAGAAGGGGAAAGGCGCCUUGGUCGAGCGUGCCUUCGACCUCGUGGAUGACGCAGGCAAGGUGUACUACAAGUUUGUGGAUGCCAGCUACAUCGUCGGUGCAGACGGCUUCGAAGACUUUGGCCCUGUGCUUACCAAGCCGGUGACGGUGCCAUCCACCCCGGCCAAGCAUCGAGUGGAGACCAAGAUCGAUCCCCGAGCCGCGUGCCUCUACCGCCUCUCUGGCGACUACAACCCCUUGCACGUGGAUCCGGAGUUUGCGCGGCUGGCCGGCUUCGACGCGCCGAUCCUUCAUGGCAAGUGCACGUUUGGUCAUGCCACGCGGGCCUUGCUGGACACUUUGGUGGGCGGCGAUCAGCGGCGGUUCCGCAGCUUGCAGCUGAGGCUGGUGUCGCCUGUCCUUCCAGGCCAAACGUUGGUGACCGAAAUCUGGGAGGUUUCUUCAGAAGACUUCCUCUUCCAAGUUUUGAUCAAAGAAACUGGCAAGAUGUGCAUCGGGAAUGGACGCCUCCAGCUCACUCCAGCCAGCAGGAUGUAG
Molecule: messenger RNA, 870 nt
Organism: Symbiodinium natans
Lineage: Eukaryota; Dinophyceae; Suessiales; Symbiodiniaceae
Source: the annotation of a GenBank genome assembly